AUGGUAGAAUGGGCUGGAAUGGGCCAGAAUGGGCUGGAAUGGGCCGGAAUGGGCUGGAAUGGGCCGGAAUGGGCUGGAAUGGGCCGGAAUGGGCCAGAAUGGGCCACAUUGGCGCUGAGUGAGAACUUUUAUUUUUUGUAGGUAUUCUUAAGGUCUUUCUUCCCUGCUUCCUUCAGAAAGCGAUUUUGGACACUGUUUUCGAUUUUCCAUUUCUGACGGAUUUAUGUACUAUCGACUGCGUACUUUCAGAAAAUAGUGCUUUCAAUACUGUUUAUAACUUUAUUGUGAUUGAAAGUUUCCUCACAAGUAGCACCC
Didymodactylos carnosus is the source of this 315-nucleotide messenger RNA. Lineage: Eukaryota; Metazoa; Rotifera; Eurotatoria; Philodinida; Philodinidae. The record is from the annotation of a GenBank genome assembly.